CACUUUAUAAGCGGCAUAAACAGCAUUAGCUUUCAGUAUGUUGCUGAAAUGGACAGUAUGAAACUCUAUGCGAUACUGUUUGCCACAGGCUGUGUCUUAUCCAUGUGCAUGGCUUUAGAGGCUUUAGACUGUAACUGGAGGACUCAGUUUGUAUAUAGAGGGAGAUGUGAAACCUGCCCUUCAGGUCAAUUUCCCAUACUAGGCUUUAGUAAAAACGAUCAGAGUUUAUGUAAGGAGUGCACUGGAAAAGGUGAUCACUGCUUCUGUAAUAAUACUUUGUGUGGAGAUGAAAAAUGUUCUAAAUGUUUAUCCAGUCCACUUUGCCAAUGGGGAGAAGAACUUAGCAGAAUAGGUUUAUAUGAGUUUACAUACAUAUGUAAAUCAUGUCCAAACCAAACAUACAAUGAUGAGGAGGGCAAAAUGUGCAAGCCUAUAUUAGACUGCAGAAAACAUGGGUUGAGAGUAAUAUUUCCUGGAAACAGUACUCACAAUGCAAGAUGUGGUUCCUCAGAUAUACAAAAUAAUGGCUUGGUGAUUACUAAUGGCUUGGUGACUACUAAUGUCUUGGUGGUGUGUUUAGCUAUCACUGUUUUGGGAUGCCUGGCAAUGUUUAUUUAUAUCUGUAUUAAAAGGCCCAAUGAACAGAGAAGACUGAAAAAACUUCCAAUCUCAAGUUCCCUGAAAGUGCCCUGUGAUGAGUGUACAAGCUGCAAGCUGUCAAAAGAAGAAAUGGGAGAAGCGUAACCUUAGUGGUUUCAGCUACAUCAAAUCAGAAACAGAUCCACUGUCCAAAUAGGGAACCAAUCAUUCUGAAGCUUUAGGUUGGAGCUGUGAAACGUGUGUAAAUAGCAGCAGGCAUCUCUGUGUUUCUAGUCCUUAAACCAGUAACAGUAAAAAAACAGUAAACUGCAAUGAUCAACUCUGCAUGUUUCCCAACAGUCUUCAACAAAUCCCCAAACAUAUAGUCACCCACAACAUCUGAACAUUGAUGCAAAACCAGCUUUAUGUCUCUUCUUGUGUGGUUAUGUUCUGCUUGCCUUUUUUUUUUAGGUAAACCAGGUUACUUUGGCUUAGACACACAAAUAAUAUACAUAGUCAAGUAAUGGAAUAUGACUGAAAUGUGUUUUUGACUGUUUUGUGGUGAAUUCUUGUAGCAUUCUCACAUACUAGCACUUACCACUGCAUUGUUGUGUUCUGCAUUUUGCUCUUACAAUUGUUUCUGGCUAAAAAAGCAUUUUUUCUAAUACACUUUAUUACUGUGCAACUAACUGAAUUAUAUUGCCACACUUGUAUAAACUAAGUAAAAAGUGUCUAAAUAUUAGUAAAAUAAAUGUCACAAUAAUAAUGUAAUAAUAGCGAUUAACAAUUUACAAUGAUAAUGAUAUUGUAAUGAAUGUAGUUAAACAUUAAAUGUUAUUAAACAGUAAA
Tachysurus fulvidraco (yellow catfish) is the source of this 1428-nucleotide messenger RNA. It is a transcript of the gene tnfrsf18, whose product is annotated as tumor necrosis factor receptor superfamily, member 18. Gene Ontology annotation, cellular component: external side of plasma membrane. Gene Ontology annotation, biological process: positive regulation of cell adhesion. Bases 49 to 744 code for a protein of 231 amino acids. The record is from RefSeq and is a predicted model, not a curated record. The transcript has 6 exons. Lineage: Eukaryota; Metazoa; Chordata; Actinopteri; Siluriformes; Bagridae.